AUGUUAACUUUGAAAGGAGGAAGCAGACCACCAUGGGUAGGUUUAGGAGCAUCAGUUUGGGUUCAAAUAGCAUCAGGAAACACCUUUACUUUUCCUCUAUACUCACACUCUUUGAAAUCUGUUUUGGGUUUCAAUCAAAGGCAAGUUAAACUUCUUGGUGUUGCUAAUGAUAUUGGUGAAAACGUUGGUUUGCUUCCUGGUAUCGCUUGCAAUACGUUUCCGCCUUGGCUUAUACUCUCUGUUGGUGCUUUUGCUUCUUUUCUUGGCUAUGGUAUUAUCUGGCUUGCUGUUAGCCAAACAGUUACCAAUCUUCCUUAUUUGCUGGUCAGUGUGUGUGGUUCUGCUGCAUAUGUCUCCCAAUCAGCAUGGAUACAAUCAGGAACUAUAAAAGAAAAUAUACUCUUUGGAAGUAUAAAAGACAAAGCAAAAUCUAUAGUAACACUUUUAUAUAAGAGUGUAGGAUCAUGCCUUGUAUUAGCAUUUGGGUAUACUUUGCUCCAGGAUCCAUUCAGCUGGAGAAACAUAAUGGGUAUUCUAUUAGCCAUGGUUGGGAUGAUUCUAUAUUCUUACUAUUGUACUCUUGAGAAUAAGCAAAAAGCCAUUGAAGCUGCUGCACUAGGGUUAAAACAGGGGUGGAUCGGUCGGUUUGUGUUCUACUUUCUAUAG
Messenger RNA from Vicia faba (fava bean), 666 nucleotides. The record is from the annotation of a GenBank genome assembly. NCBI's taxonomy places the organism in Eukaryota, Viridiplantae, Streptophyta, Magnoliopsida, Fabales, Fabaceae.